Messenger RNA from Morchella importuna, 492 nucleotides. RefSeq lists its product as uncharacterized. The transcript has a single exon. NCBI's taxonomy places the organism in Eukaryota, Fungi, Ascomycota, Pezizomycetes, Pezizales, Morchellaceae. The coding region runs from base 1 to 492 and encodes 163 amino acids. The record is from RefSeq and is a predicted model, not a curated record.
AUGUCAGACUCCGAUUCAACGAUCACACAAUCGCCCAGACGACUGCGAUGGAACCCGGUUGCAAUUUCGCACGUCAUACUCGAACUGACCAACACAGUUACGGCUCUGGAAGCUAACUACCCAGAGGCGGUUCACGACCACGACUCACAGGCCCUUCGCUGGUAUGAUGACAUAACCUGCUGGGAUUAUAAAGUCGGCCAACUAGCAAAGAAGGUUAAAAAGGCAGCUAAAUGCUACCGGACGUUAUCCGAUAGGGGUAGGCUAUCCAGGGGUGACCCAGAGCUGCGCACUGACCUGGCGGAUGCCUGGGCAAUGCUGGUGAUUCUGUUCACUAAUAGAGCAAACCUCUAUAAUAUGGUAUGUAGAAGAGCUGUGGAGAGGCCGACGGAUGAGGAUUUGAGAGUGUUGAGCACGCUGGAGUUCGUGCCGAAGCCGCAAGAGUUCAAGAUCCAGGAUUAUGAGGUUAUCCUGGCGGCAAUCAGGCUGGUUUGA